Brettanomyces bruxellensis is the source of this 1590-nucleotide messenger RNA. RefSeq lists its product as uncharacterized. The coding region runs from base 1 to 1590 and encodes 529 amino acids. The transcript has a single exon. Gene Ontology annotation, cellular component: mRNA capping enzyme complex. Gene Ontology annotation, biological process: 7-methylguanosine mRNA capping. NCBI's taxonomy places the organism in Eukaryota, Fungi, Ascomycota, Pichiomycetes, Pichiales, Pichiaceae. Gene Ontology annotation, molecular function: ATP binding; mRNA guanylyltransferase activity. The record is from RefSeq and is a predicted model, not a curated record.
AUGCUUACGAAUCCAACUCUAGAAAGGGCUGUCCCAGAUAUGCCUGGGGAGCUUGUUCCCGAGCAAGUGUCCAAUUACUUAAAGACCAAAGUUUCACAGAUACUCCAUACUAGAUACAACCAAUUUCCAGGAUCCCAGCCAGUGAGUAUGGCCAGGGAACACUUAUACAAAAAUCUCAUGGACACAGACUACUUGGCAUGUGAGAAAUCAGAUGGCUUGCGUGUCCUCAUGUUUGUACUCAUCAACCAGGAUACAGGUGAGGAAGGAACGUUUCUAAUCAAUAGAGAAGAUGAAUAUUACGUUGUUCCGGGCUUUCACUUCCCACGCACAGCACACAACUUUGACUCCUCACACAAUGGAACCAUUCUCGAUGGUGAGUUGAUCUACAGUACAAACCCAAACACGGGGAUUCGAGAAAUUAGAUAUUUGAUUUUCGACUGCUUGGCCAUGGACAUGGUGAGUGUUAUGCACAAGAAUUUAUACAAACGGCUUUACCAUGCCCAGCACGAGUUUCAUCGUCCAUACAUGGAACUCCGGCGUGCAUUCCCCGAGGCUUGCUCCCACUUCCCCUUUAAAAUAGACUUCAAGAACAUGACCCAGCCGUUCAAGAUAGACAAGAUUUUCAAAGAGAUGAAAAAUCUGACAUACGUCUCGGAUGGCCUUGUUUUGACAUGCUGCGACACGCCGUAUCAUUCAGGAACAGAUUCUACGCUACUUAAAUGGAAGCCGGCUGAGGAUAACACUAUUGACUUCAAGGUGAAACUUGAAUUUCCCAAAUACAUCGACAAGGACUUACCGGACCACGACCCAAAUAGAGAGUACCUGGACUACGAUGCAAAGCCUGAGUUCAAGUUGUUUGUGUGGAAGGGGGGCCGUGAUCCACAUGAAGAUGAAACACCAGAUGAGAAUAUCAGUCGAAACGGAGGUGAGUAUAGAAGCAGCUUCCAGUUAUACGAGGAUUGGCAUGUUUCGUUGGACGUGAGUGAUGAUCAGUGGGAGGAGAUGAAGAGCAAUGGAGAAUCUUUCAACGGGAGAAUAGGUGAAUGCUACCGUACGAAGGAAGGUAAGUGGAGACUGCUUCGUUGGAGAGAUGACAAGCUUAAUGGAAACCAUAUUAAUGUGGUGCUAAAGAUUUUGAAGUCGAUUGAGGAUGGUGUCACAGAACAGGAGCUUAUAGCAGCCGAACCAGAUAUUAAGAAACACUGGAUCGAGAGAGAGAACAUUAAAAAGCAGCGUCAAAAGCAGUUUCAGCAGCAGCAGCAAAUGCAGCAUCAUCAACAUUCAUCUUCGCAGUUUGGAGCCACACCAAAAUCUUCAUCUUCCUCCCCAUUCACACAACAGAGGCCUCCACCAUAUCAUAAUCACGCACCCGGCUCACGUUCUGGCUCCACAAGCGAACGGAAGAGAUCCGAAUCUCAUGAAUUCGAGGUCCCUAAAUGCACAUCUGAUCAUAAUGAGGAUGAUAAGAUCGACGCGAAUAUCAAGGUUGCUGAUCAGUCGAAUACGGGGGAUGAUGACGAUAACCAGUAUCAGGAAUCUGACGGCUUUGAAGAGGCACCCAAGUACUCCAAAGCAGAACUCGAGAAGUGA